AUGAAACGUUUACUGAAUAGCUCGAUACGACUACGAAACCGAGCAACCACCUCCAUUGAUGCUGGGGCAAGUCAAAUUGCCAUCAAGGUCGUGGAUGACCCAGAAAUCCAGAAAGAAAAGAUUCCUCUAUGGAAGAAAAUGAAAGACAAAGUAUUUUCUUUUUAUAUAUUUCCCGAUAGCACCCCAAGGAUAGUGAUGGACUUUAUAAUGUCAUUUGUUAUUCUCUACAACGCUGUAACGGCUGCCUAUUUGGCAUGCUUUGAGGAAUACAUUCACUACGGAUUUUUAAUUGUAAAUAUUUUGAUGGACCUCUUGGGCAUUUUGAAUAUAUUUGCUCACCUACUUGAGGUUAAGAUGGUGGGAGCAGAUCCUGAGAGAUCUAGAAUUGGACGACUCCUAUCAUAUUGGAAAUUAUUAUUAAUUGACAUUGUUUCAUACUGUACUCUGUAUGAUUGGUUUUUGCUGAAUUAUCCUUACUUUAGACUGUUUCGAAUUAUUCCAAUUUUGACCUUAAGAUUCGGUGAUUACUACAAAACAGUGGAACAAAAGAGUGGAGUCAAUCCUAUUUAUUUACGUAUAGUCAAGUCUGUAAUUUACUUGUCAAUUAUCAUUCACUGGUUCUCUUGUUUAUACUUUUUAAACCUUAAUCAGUAUCAUGAAUAUGGAAAUAUUCUGAUUCAAACAGACGCAACAGACAACCUCAAAUAUCUGGUAUUUAUGAAUCUGUCAGGAGAUCUAGGGUCUUAUAAUUUUUUAACAAGAAUUCGACAAUAUAUUGGUAGCAUGUAUUUCGCAACAUUGUUCCUUGUCGGAUUUGGUACUGACGUUCCUCAAGAUGAAUUGGGAGCUUUGUACUCCAUUAUGAAUGCUGUUUUUGGAGUGAUGUUUAUUGCCUCGGUGGUCGGAGUCGUGUCUAAUCUUGUCAACCAAAUGAACCAAAAGAGCUCAAAGUUCAACAGAAAGCUUGAUGAUAUUACCGGCUACCUUAAAUUCAGAAAAGUCAAUACAAAAUUAAUAUCUGAUUCUCGAAACUUUUUGGGAAUUAUCCAGAGAGCAAACCGAGAGCUCAAAUCAGAUGAUGACAUUUUGGAGGACUUGGAAUUAGAAACAAAGCGAAAGGUGUCUCAGUAUUUACACAAAGAUUUGGUAAAGAAGGUGCCUUUUAUGAAGGAUAUGGAAGAGCUUUUCAUUCAAGAGAUUUGCCUGUACCUUGAGCAUACAAUUAUUCUUGAAAAUUACUAUGUCAUGCAGUUUGGAGAAGUGGGAAGAGAGAUGUUUUUCCUCGGCAAAGGGAGUGUUGAAAUCGUCGGUCCACAAGGUCAAAUUUGGGCUUCGUUGCCUUCAGGAUCAUUUUUUGGAGAAGUUGCUUUAAUCCUCAAUUCAAAGCGUAUGGCCUCUGUGAGAACCAAAGAGAUUUGUGAAGUGUUUAUUUUGCACAAAGACGACUUUGACAAUGUGCUGUCUAGAUUUCCUGAAGCCAAGAAAAAAAUUCAAGAGGAGGCAGAAAAAAGAACUCAAGCAGCACAAAAGACAGCUGAAACCAAGAACAGGGUUCAAACAAAGGUUAAAACCAUUGUUAAAUUAUUUGGAAAAAGAGCGUCAGACGUGUCUCCAAGAUCGGCCAACGCUGCUUCUCGAUCCAAUUCACAAAAUAAGCUUGUUGAAGAGGAGAAAAAGGAAGAAAAUAAGGAAGACGCCAAUAAGGCAGAACAUGAUGCCCCUCCACAGGAUCAGAAAACCGAGCAAAACAAUCGUGACAAAGAAUCUAAACAAGAGACAAACAACCAAGAAAAGCAAGAACGAGAUGAAAGCGCCAAAGACGAAUCCAGCAAACAAAACGAAAUUGUGUCAACCAAACAGAAAGAAGAAGAGCAGGUUAAAGAAACAACCAAUGAAUCCACCAAAACCCAAGAGACCAAAGAAAAUAAGCCCAAAGUGCAAGAGCAAACCUUACCACCAGAGACCAAAGAACAAGACAAUAAGGAAAACGAAAGCUUUACUGAAGAAAGUGAAAUUGAUCUUGGAGAGCCAAAGAAAGAGGUGAAUGAGUAA
Molecule: messenger RNA, 2052 nt
Organism: Naegleria lovaniensis
Lineage: Eukaryota; Heterolobosea; Eutetramitea; Acrasida; Naegleriidae
Exons: 1
Coding region: 1-2052 (683 amino acids)
Molecular function (GO): protein-containing complex binding
Source: RefSeq, a predicted model, not a curated record